AUGAACACCGAAUGGGAUGUUGUGAUUCUGGACGAGAUGUUCGCGGCGUCUCAAGGAGCCAUGGCGUUGGCCCUUCGCAAGAAGUACGGCGCUAAACUCGCUACUUUCUCAACUACAGAUCUCUACAAUCAGUACAGUAUCUACCGAGGAUUCGCUCGUAAUCCAGUCACAACACCAAACUACUAUACGAAAGGCUAUGAUAUGACAACCUAUGAUAUAUCUGACUUCCUUCUUCGACUUCUUACUGUGAAAGACGCAGUUUUGGAGAAGUAUUAUCUAGGAGUAGCAGCCAAUUUUUGGAACAAGAAAGCUGGAGAAGUGCUCAACGUCUACAAUACUUACCAGACUAUUUUUGAAGCUUCUCACAUUACCUUCAUGGAUUUCCCAUCGCGUUAUGGCUACGUCUGCUCAAUGGGAACUGAUCUGAUCCACGUUGCCGAACACUGUCAAGAUUCCAAAGAGCUUCCACCAGAUCUGAAGAAUUUCAUAGAAGAUCCUACAUCGAAAGGGACAAUUUACAUAGCAUUUGGAUCAAUAGUCAACUGGCGAGCAGCCAAACCGGAAGUAAUAUCCACGUUUUUCGAUGUGCUCAAUUCCUUCGCUGACUACAGAAUCAUAUUCAGCUAUGCUGGGCCAGAG
Messenger RNA from Cooperia oncophora, 639 nucleotides. The record is from the annotation of a GenBank genome assembly. NCBI's taxonomy places the organism in Eukaryota, Metazoa, Nematoda, Chromadorea, Rhabditida, Trichostrongylidae.